CUCGUUCGUCACUACCAAAAAUUUUAUUCUCCCCCUUCCCACCACCAACACACUCCAAUCCUCUUACGUUCCUCCAUUUUUUCAAUUUUUAUCCUAAAAAAAAAAAAACAAAAGGCGGGGAGAGGAAGCCAGGCCAGGCUGCCAGCCCACGCGACGGCAAGGAGGCGAGAAAAAGGAAGAACAGAGUCGCGAUUCGCGGACCCUAGACCAACAGAAGAAGCUCUGUGUCUCGAGGAAAGCAAAAGACGCAUUAGUCCUCAUUUUCAUCUUUUCGCCAUUUUCAAACUUCCUUUCUUCUUUCUCUCGUUGGUUGAGCUGCCUCUCUGCCACCGCAUCGCUCACUCGCUGUUCCCUCUCUCUGUCUGCGUGCCUUUUCCUGGCCUCGGCUCUCUCAGGUACGGUCUCUCUCCAUUGGUUUUCUCGCAUUCUCUCGUUCUCCGCGUCGUUUGAUCUCUUAGCUGGUUUCUUGUUUGGAUGGCGAGAAAGUUCGUUCGAGGAGAAUGAGAGGCGAUUGCGAGGCUUUCCGAAUGCUUUCGCUGUACGGUGAAUCGUUUGGUUUUUUUUUUCAUUCCGUCUAGCUCCGGUUUGCCGCGUCGGAGAUCUGAGAUUUGAAGAAUUCGAUUUCUCGCUCCUAUUUCUUUCCUCCGGUUUCUCGGUACCAAACGCGCAGCUCAUGCUGUCAUGCAUCCAGUCGCCGCCUCUCACGUUCUGGUUGUGAUUAAUUGCCGUGAACCUCCUCGCAUGUCUCGUUUUUUGGCUGUUCUGUUCUCUUUGCUGACUUUUUUCCAGAGUAUUUAUUACUUUUUUUUUUUUGGUUUCGGUCGUCGUCUUUCCUCCGGAUGGCAAAUGCGGUGCGGAGUGAUAGAUCUGAGCUGUGCUUCUCCGCCGCCUGGAUUAUUCAAUUGGAAAUGGCCGGGCGGCGGUGCUGUAUUGGCCGGAUGGGUUAUCCUCGUAUUUGCCUCCUUCAUUUAGAAUUUUUUCUCGUCUCUAGCUGUUUUUGGCGAAUCUUCUGAUGGAAGAUGAAAUUUGUUGCUCUGAUUCCGGGCAACCGGAAAGCAUAGAAGGUGGAAGAAAAACGUUUCGGUCAAUUCUCCUAGAGUAAAACCUGUCAUGAUUUAUGGUUGCCUGUUUUUUGGAGGCGGCUUGGCUUCAGCUAGAAGUAACCAAACUAGCUCUGUUCUUUUGCCCAGCUCAUUUCUUCAAUAGAUAUAGAUGUCAGAAUUCAUAAACCACUGGAGAUUCUAAACUCCUCACCCUCACGUUUUGCAGAAACUUGUUGCUGUUAGGAGUGGUUUGCUUGCUUCUCUGAAUUGGGAUUGAGCUCGGUGUCGAGCAACUGCUGAUUGGUUCUGAUCCUGGGAUAUCGCCAUGGUUGCUUCUGCUGCAGCUGCUGCUUCUUCUUUGUUUCCGGUUCCUUCUCCAUCUGGGGAUGCCAAGUCCGACAAGCUCGGGCGUGGGUCAGCCAGUUUGGCUGGGAUUAAAUCAAAAUCUGCUAGUUCCGGGGCAUUGCAAGUGAAGGCAAAUGCCCAUGCUCCUCCCAAGAUCAAUGGAACCUCAGUAGGUUAUGCAACACCUGCUGAAGUGGUGAAGCACGAGGUUGAGGGUCCUUCACAACCACCACCAAGGACUUUUAUCAACACGUUGCCUGAUUGGAGUGUGCUCCUUGCUGCUAUCACAACCAUCUUUUUGGCUGCUGAGAAGCAAUGGACGAUGCUUGAUUGGAAGACCAAGCGGCCUGAUAUGCUCAUCGACCCGUUUGGUCUAGGCAGAAUUGUUCAGGACGGGUUCGUGUUCAGGCAGAAUUUCUCUAUUAGGUCCUAUGAGAUUGGGGCAGAUCGUUCGGCCUCUAUAGAAACGCUAAUGAAUCAUUUACAGGAAACAGCUCUCAACCAUGUAAAAACUGCUGGUUUACUUGGUGAUGGAUUUGGUUCUACCCCCGAGAUGAGUAAACGGAACCUAAUAUGGGUUGUCACCCGGAUGCAAGUUCUGGUAGAUCGCUAUCCUACAUGGGGUGAUGUGGUUCAGGUGGACACGUGGGUAACUGGGUCAGGUAAAAACGGCAUGCGUCGUGAUUGGCUUAUUCGCGACUGUAGAACUGGUGAAACCCUGACGAGAGCGUCCAGUGUCUGGGUGAUGAUGAAUAAACUGACACGGAGACUGUCCAAGAUUCCUGAAGAGGUUCGAUCGGAGAUAGAACCCUACUUUCUCAACUCCGACCCUGUUGUCCCUGAAGACAGCAGGAAACUGCUAAAACUCGACGACGACUCCGCGGAUCACAUCCGCGAAGGAUUAACUCCUAGGUGGAAUGACCUGGAUGUCAAUCAGCAUGUCAACAAUGUGAAGUACAUCAAUUGGAUACUUGAGAGUGCUCCACUGGCAAUUCUGGAGAGCCACGAGCUCUCGUCCAUGACUCUGGAGUACCGGAGGGAGUGCGGGAAGGACAGCGUCCUUCAGUCCCUCACAGCCGUCUCCGGCAACGGGAUAGGCACCAUGGGGAGUGCCGGUGGCAUCGAGUGCCGGCACUUGCUCCGACUGGAGGAAGGCGCUGAGAUUGUGAGGGGAAGGACCGAGUGGAGGCCAAAAAACAGCAACAACUUCGGCGGUGGCUUUCCAGGCCAGAUUUCUGCCGGAAACGCCUAGAAAGAGAGGGAGAGAGAUAUCUCCUCAUCUCAUUCAGGCCGAUAGGUUCGAUCAUUGCCGGCGUGACACGUGGCACCUUCCGCCACCUGCCACCUAGCACCACCAGCUGUAGAAUCCCCUCUUCUUCCCUCCUCCCUCCACUCUUCGAGUCAGUCAAAUAUGUUUCAUUUUCAUCCCUUCUUUCCCUCUCUCUCUAUUUAUAACUUAUAUAUAUAUAUUCGUUUGGGUUAAAAAAGUGAAAAGUAAAAAGAAAAAAAUUUACUAGAGCCCCACUGUAAUUAAAAAGCUCUCUUGUGGCGCGAAACUCAGUUUUUUGUCCGGUGAAGUUGGUUCUCUAUGAAAGGGUGGUGUACUGCUGCUCUCUCUGCUUCAGGAGGAAUUGGGUAGAAGAUUGCAAAACGACACCGCUUCGUGUUUCUCUCUAGUCGUGGAACACGUGUAUAUUUUCGUGUCUGUUUCUUUUUCUGUUUUUUUUUUGUCUCCUAAUUUCUUUCGUCCUUAUUAUUAUUUUUUAAUUCCAUUAUAUUAUUAAUUAAUUAAUUUGUUUCGGAAAUGGUUGUUCUGGAUAAGAAAUGAAAGGACAGGAACAAUUUGUAGCUCAAUCACAGGCUGUUAGAAGGGUCUAGCUCUUGUGUAUUUCUUUGUUUUUGGCCGAAUUUGAUUGUCGCUUUCUAUAAUAGUUGGUUGGUUGUUUGAUUUCCUUUUCCCUUAUGCGGUGGGUUAUAUUUAUACAUGAUCCAGCUCAUAGCUAACAUGAUGAGCUAAAACUAGUAUUGCAUUUUUCUGGGGGAGGUUUCCAGUCCAUGUGAGAGCAAUAAUGCUGGAUUGUAAUG
Messenger RNA from Linum trigynum, 3473 nucleotides. Lineage: Eukaryota; Viridiplantae; Streptophyta; Magnoliopsida; Malpighiales; Linaceae. The record is from the annotation of a GenBank genome assembly.